This is a messenger RNA of Populus trichocarpa (black cottonwood), 2437 nucleotides long. RefSeq names its product aspartic proteinase CDR1. The coding region runs from base 619 to 1941 and encodes 440 amino acids. The record is from RefSeq and is a predicted model, not a curated record. NCBI's taxonomy places the organism in Eukaryota, Viridiplantae, Streptophyta, Magnoliopsida, Malpighiales, Salicaceae. The transcript has a single exon. Gene Ontology annotation, biological process: proteolysis. Gene Ontology annotation, molecular function: aspartic-type endopeptidase activity. Gene Ontology annotation, cellular component: extracellular region.
GUCUUCAAUUAUGGAUCAGUAAAAGAUUUGCAUUUUGCUUUCUUUCUUUGAACUUGACAGAAUAUAUGUGCAGUUAAUGAGCAUGAAUCUGGCUAAAUCAACAAUCUAUUAAUGUUAAAUUGGUUUUAGCCGAUGGUUAAUUACUCCUCUCGAAAAGGGGGGAGGCUAUGUUCAGAAAUUAAUCAAAUUAACCAGAUAUAUAGUACAUUAAUGGUGAAGAGAUUCUUACAUUAAUUAGACCUCAGAAAGAAAAUGGUCCAAAUUCAAGCAAAAGGUGGUUAUUACCAUGUAUAUAAAUUAAUGUUAAUUAUACUGAAAUACGAUUCACCUAAAGAUUUUCUUAACCAAGUGAAAGGAUUUAAAAGGAAAAUCCAUGCCAGCCGAAGAUCAGUACUAGAUGAGAAUCGAUGUACAUUGAAUGGAAAUACGAAUAUGCAUCGAAUCCAUUCAAGAUACGAAGAUACGAACUCCAAAAAUACUCCUUGCAUGCAUCCGAAUAAAUAUAGUAAGGCAAUAAUUACUCUCAAAAUCUGUAGAUAUUUAUACAGCCCAAUCCCACCUUGAAUCCAUCAAGCAAACAUCCUCGACGUCUCUAUAGCUAGGCUGAAUAUUCCUAUAAUGGCAGCUUUUCGAUCUCCUCUCUCUUUUGCUCUAGCAAUUGCACUUCUGUGUGUUUCUGGCUUUGGCUGCAUCUAUGCCCGCAAAGUUGGCUUCACUGUGGACCUAAUCCACCGUGAUUCACCACUGUCCCCUUUCUACAACUCUGAAGAGACUGACCUCCAGCGUAUCAACAAUGCUUUGCGUCGAUCCAUUAGUCGUGUCCACCACUUCGAUCCAAUUGCUGCUGCUUCGGUCUCUCCUAAAGCGGCUGAAUCUGAUGUUACAUCCAACAGAGGUGAAUACCUCAUGAGUUUAUCCUUGGGCACACCGCCUUUUAAGAUUAUGGGUAUAGCAGAUACAGGAAGUGAUCUGAUAUGGACACAGUGCAAGCCAUGCGAGAGAUGUUACAAACAAGUGGAUCCUCUUUUUGAUCCAAAGUCUUCCAAAACUUAUAGAGAUUUUUCUUGUGACGCAAGGCAAUGUAGCUUGCUGGAUCAAAGUACUUGCUCUGGUAAUAUUUGCCAAUACCAAUAUUCUUAUGGUGAUCGAUCGUACACCAUGGGAAAUGUUGCUUCUGAUACUAUCACUUUGGAUUCCACAACAGGCAGUCCAGUGUCUUUCCCUAAAACUGUCAUUGGUUGUGGACACGAAAAUGAUGGAACCUUCAGUGACAAAGGUUCAGGUAUCGUUGGCCUUGGAGCCGGUCCACUGUCCCUUAUUUCUCAAAUGGGUUCUUCAGUCGGUGGCAAAUUCUCCUACUGUUUGGUGCCACUUUCCUCCCGAGCUGGAAACUCGAGCAAACUAAACUUUGGUAGCAACGCUGUUGUUUCAGGUCCUGGAGUUCAAUCUACCCCAUUAUUAUCUUCAGAAACCAUGUCCAGCUUCUACUUUCUAACUCUAGAAGCCAUGAGUGUUGGAAAUGAGAGAAUAAAAUUCGGUGAUUCUUCUUUGGGAACCGGUGAGGGAAACAUCAUCAUUGAUUCAGGUACAACUUUGACAAUUGUUCCAGAUGAUUUCUUCUCCAAUCUUUCAACAGCGGUAGGCAAUCAAGUUGAGGGACGGCGUGCUGAGGACCCAAGUGGAUUUCUGAGUGUUUGUUAUAGCGCUACUUCUGAUCUCAAGGUUCCUGCAAUCACUGCACAUUUCACUGGUGCGGAUGUGAAACUUAAACCCAUUAACACCUUCGUUCAAGUUUCAGACGAUGUUGUGUGCUUGGCCUUCGCCUCUACUACAUCAGGAAUUUCAAUCUACGGAAACGUUGCACAAAUGAACUUCUUGGUAGAAUAUAACAUUCAAGGGAAGUCCCUGUCUUUUAAGCCAACAGAUUGCACCAAAAAGUAAUUCGGUAGCCAUAUGAUAAAUUUACGUUUUAUUGCUUUGCGCACGUGUUAACAAUAUAUCCACAUUUGUAUUGCUGGCCUCUGUUCUGAGAUCAAAAUCUAAACCAGUAUUUUUUUUUUUCCGUAUCCUUUAUCUGUGUGUUAUAUUUUGCCUUUCAUCCACAGAGUUGAGUGCAUGGAUUGUAGGGAAUGAGGGGAGAACAAAGGAAAUUUAUAGGGACGAAAUUUAAUCUCUUUUAUUAGGGUAUUAAAAUGAGGAAAUGAAGGAGAUUAUUAAAGCUUUUUGGAUUGUAAUAGUAGUUAUAGUUAAAAAUAUUUUUUUAUUUAUAAAUAUAUUAAAAUAAUAUUUUUUAUUUUUAAAAAAUUAUUUUUCACAUCAUAUUAAAAUAAUCUAAAAAUAUAUUAAAAAUUUUAUUUUUAACAAAAAAAAAAAAAAAUCAUUUGCAUACAAACAAGCACUAAAAUUCAUAUAAUGCCACCCGCCACGCCCACAACGG